AUGAUGUCCUCAGCCCUUCUCAAGCUCUUCAGAUCCACUGGAUCUUACCUCUUAGCCAUCUCACGGCACUCAAUCUUCCGCCCACACUCAGUCAGAGGCAUUUCCAUCCCAAAGACCGACCAUGAACGAGCAGCUGCUGCUCGUGACCUGCUCAAAGCCGCUUUCGGAGAGCGGGUCAUUACCGCCGAUGACCCUACCUCCAGGCCCAUGGUGGCUCUUACAACGCCCUGGUCAACAACCUGCCACCUCCCCUCUGCUGCGUACUUCCAACCUGUUUCCGCAGCCGAGGUCAGCACGGCGCUCUCCAUCAUUACCAAAACGCAAUGCAAAUUUGCUGUGCGUGCCACGGGCCACAAUCCCAACCCGGGUUUCAGCAGCACUCGUGAAGAUGGCGUGAUUAUUGAUUUGCAGUUGUUGAACGAUAAGUCCUUUGACCCGGAGACAGGGAUAGCGAGCUUGGGGGCGGGAAACACUUGGGGAGAGGUGUAUACCUGGCUCGAAGGCAAGGGCAGAAGUGUGAUGGGGGGACGAUACGAGGAGAUUGGUGUGGCGGGCUUUGUGCUGGGAGGGGGGAUGCCAGGGUUUGUGAACCUGAGGGGGAUGGGGUGUGAUCAGGUCCGGGGAUUUGAGGUCGUCCUUGGAGAUGGACACACUGUCCACUGCUCUGCCGAAGUCCGACCGGACCUUUACCGGGCUCUGAAAGGCGGCGGAUCCAACUUUGGAGUCGUUACCACCUUCUACUUGCAGACGUAUCCGUUGUUGAAGACGCAGUAUACCGUCAGCUUGUACAAGCCGGAUGAUUACACCAACAUCAUCGAGGCUUCGGUAGCUGCGCACAAGGAGAUGGAGACGGAUGCGCAAGCGGCGUACUUUACCAACGUCCACAGGGAUUUCGUCGCCAUUGGACAGCUCUAUGCCGAUACGCCCGAGGAAGAACCAAAGGUGUUUGAGCCGUUCCGGAAAUUGGAGAGUAUGAUGGCGCCUGUGGUUCCAAAGACGAAUGGCACGCUGUCGACGCUGGCGCAGGCCAUUGGCCAUCGGCCUCCCAAGGGAAAACGCACCAUCUUCACCAUCUCCACCAAAGUGGACAAGGACCUCUACCUCGCCAUCCACCAAAUCUGGCAAGACAUAACCGCCACGCUCCCCCCUUCCAGUGACGGCACAGACCUGCACUACACCAUCCAGCCCGUCACUGCCUCUGCCGCCCGCGCCGGUCGUGACAAUGGCACAGGUGGCAAUGCUCUCGGUCUGCAAGAAGUAUCGCAGAACUGGUGCGUGUUCACGCUGGAGUACGCGCGGGAUGGAGAUGACGCGGUACAUCAAGCAGCCAUGGAUCGCCUUUACGAGCAGGUGAAGAAGGCGGCGGAGGAGAGGGGCCUGUUGCUGGACUUUGUUUGCCCGACGUUUGCGGACAAGAGGCAGGAUGUGCUGCGGGGGUUUGGAGAGGAGAAUGUCGGCUUGAUCAAGGAAGUUGCGGCAAAGUAUGAUGGCGAGGGGUUGUUUCAGAAAUUGCAAUAUGGAGGCUUCUUGGUGAGGGAUUUGUGA
This is a messenger RNA of Neurospora hispaniola, 1545 nucleotides long. RefSeq lists its product as uncharacterized. The coding region runs from base 1 to 1545 and encodes 514 amino acids. The transcript has 3 exons. Lineage: Eukaryota; Fungi; Ascomycota; Sordariomycetes; Sordariales; Sordariaceae. Gene Ontology annotation, molecular function: FAD binding. The record is from RefSeq and is a predicted model, not a curated record.